AUGGCGGACAAGUCGGAGAACCCCAUGCGCCAGAUCCGGGUGGAGAAGCUGGUCCUGAACAUCUCCGUGGGCGAGAGCGGGGAUCGCCUCACGCGCGCCGCCAAGGUGCUGGAGCAGCUCACCGAGCAGCAGCCCGUGUUCUCCAAGGCCCGCAUGACCAUCAGGCAGUGGAGCGUGCGGAGGAACGAGAAGAUCGCCUGCCACGUCACCGUGCGGGGCGAGAAGGCCGAGGAGAUCUUGGAGAAGGGCCUUAAGGUCAAGGAGUACGAGCUCCGCAAGAAGAACUUCGCGAGGAACGGCAGCUUCGGCUUCGGGAUCACGGAGCACAUCGACCUCGGCAUCAAGUACGACCCCGGCACCGGCAUCUACGGCAUGGACUUCUACGUGCACCUGAGCCGGCCGGGCACCCGGGUGAAGAACCGCAAGCUGAAGGUGGGCAAGAUCGGGGCCUCCCACAAGCUGAAGAAGGAGGAUGGCCAGAAGUGGUUCCAGACCAAGUACGACGGGAUCCUGCUGAACUGA
Molecule: messenger RNA, 522 nt
Organism: Effrenium voratum
Lineage: Eukaryota; Dinophyceae; Suessiales; Symbiodiniaceae
Source: the annotation of a GenBank genome assembly